GUGUUCAGCGAUCACCGCAACCUCCAGAACCUGUUGAUCCUGACGGCCAUCAAAGCCGACCGCACGCGAGUCAUGGAGUAUAUCAACCGACUCGACAAUUACGACGCGCCCGACAUCGCGAACAUCGCCAUCGGGUCGGAGCUGUUUGAGGAGGCGUUCGCCAUAUUCAAGAAGUUCGAGGUGAACACGUCGGCCAUACAGGUGCUGAUCGAGCACAUCAAGAACCUCGACAGGGCUUACGAGUUCGCCGAGAGGUGUAACGAACCGGCCGUUUGGAGUCAAUUGGCGAAGGCUCAGCUCAGCGACAAUCUCGUGAAGGAGUCGAUCGACUCGUUCAUCAAAGCGGGCGACCCCUCGGCCUAUAUGGAUGUCGUGGCCACCAGUCAUAAGACGGGCAGUUGGGAAGACUUGGUUCGCUAUCUCCAAAUGGCCCGCAAGAAGGCGAGGGAGGCUUACAUCGAGUCGGAGCUGAUCUACGCGUACGCCAAGACCAACAGAUACGCCGAUCUCGAGGAGUUCAUAUCGAACCCAAAUCACGCCGACAUCUCCAAGAUCGGCGACCGGUGCUUCGAUAACGGCCUCUACGAGCCCGCGAGGAUUCUCUACAACAAUGUGGCCAACUAUGGCCGACUGGCCAUCACUUUGGUGCACCUGACGGAGUUCCAG
Oppiella nova is the source of this 666-nucleotide messenger RNA. The record is from the annotation of a GenBank genome assembly. NCBI's taxonomy places the organism in Eukaryota, Metazoa, Arthropoda, Arachnida, Sarcoptiformes, Oppiidae.